Messenger RNA from Ictalurus punctatus (channel catfish), 437 nucleotides. Its product is annotated as Ocnus domain-containing protein. Gene Ontology annotation, cellular component: cytosol. Gene Ontology annotation, biological process: peptidyl-histidine dephosphorylation. Gene Ontology annotation, molecular function: protein histidine phosphatase activity. Lineage: Eukaryota; Metazoa; Chordata; Actinopteri; Siluriformes; Ictaluridae. The record is from RefSeq and is a predicted model, not a curated record. The transcript has 3 exons. Bases 56 to 403 code for a protein of 115 amino acids.
UUCUUAGCCUUAUACGAGGUUUGAGCCCAAAAUAGCCAGCAGGUUCACCGCAGAGAUGGCUGACUGUUUGAGUAAAGUCCCAGACGUGGAGAUCGACCCGGAAGGGAAAUUUAAAUACAUUUUAGUGAGAGUGAAGCUUAAAGGUGGAGCUGACCACAAAGACAUAGUGAGAGGCACAAAGAGUGCUGAGUACCACAAUCAUAUCUUUGAAAAGUUGAUCCCUGCGAUGGACACACUAGGUCUGGAGUGUACCUGCCUCGGUGGUGGAAAGAUAGAGCAUGACAGCAACAAGAAGACACUAAGAGUGUUUGGAGAGUCCACGGGCUAUGGAAAGGCUGACCAUGCCGUCACAGUGGGAAAGCUGAGAGCUGUCUUCAAAGACUACGAGAUCACAAUGGAAUAAAUAAAUAAAUAAAUGAAAUCUGCUUUUCCCCUCA